Octopus sinensis (East Asian common octopus) is the source of this 2062-nucleotide messenger RNA. RefSeq lists its product as uncharacterized. The record is from RefSeq and is a predicted model, not a curated record. Bases 33 to 1181 code for a protein of 382 amino acids. NCBI's taxonomy places the organism in Eukaryota, Metazoa, Mollusca, Cephalopoda, Octopoda, Octopodidae. The transcript has 7 exons.
AUCAUUCAUUUACGUCCGCUUUCCAUGUUAGCAUGGGUGGAACCCCAGAACUACUACCAAAUGUGUGUAACAAGACAGAGCACAGAUGGAGACAUUUGUUCCUCAGCUCAGUUCUACACCCGACAAUGUGCCAGGCAGGGUAUUUACCUCACAAUACCCGAUUACUGUGUUUCAUGCCAGGAGAGUACUGGCUACUGGCCGACGGACGAGAUGAAGUUAUUCUCACGAUCACCACCACAGAGGAUGGCAGAAGUGUCUGGGACAGCAAAAACUCUGCCGAUAUCAUCUUCGUUGUGGAGGAACGAAAAUGCAACCAGAAGACGGCUAAUGCAAUCAAAGACCUUGCUGAAUCCCUCGAUGACAUCUUUUAUAAAUCUGGAAUGAAGCACAUCCGAUAUGGCCUGGUGGGCUUCGGUGGAAAGAACAUGCCGGAACAAUAUGCAAGAACAUUGGGAUCCGAGCUGCUUUUCUCUGCUUCAAGCUUCUCAAACAUUCUUCCAGAAAUCAAAUACGAUGGGUUCGCUGGUUCUGAUCCCAUGGCAGCUGUUCAAUUUGCAACCAAGUACCCCUUCAGAUCUGGUCUGCGGAAAACAAUUGUCCUCCUCUCCUGCACCCCGAGUGUCGAGAAAACGGCUACUUAUUAUGAGGCAUUCGAAGAACUUAAGAAGCUGGACAUCGCAUUGCAUCUACUCCAAGACUACACCUUCAGAAACACCCAAAACAGGAACACCAAAACCAUUUUGUAUGGAGUCGACAGAAACCAGGCUUUUGCCAGAAAAGAAGUCGAGGAAGAAUUAUUCGAUUCCAUCCAAAUACCAAAGGACUAUUACGGACAGCUUGCCCUUGCAUCAAACGGUUCUUUGUUCGAUGCCAGAGUUCUUGCAAAGCAAACUGAACAACGAAGCUUUGUAUCAAGAUUCGCACAGCGUAUUGCCGAUUCCGUAGAGGUGGACCCGUGUUUGCAGUGCCAAUGUACCAUAACCGACAUGGGUGUGGCCCAACCCCAGUGCCCUCGCUGUUCCCAUGUUUCAGACCCUUCUUAUUUUUCUCUCGGACAAACAUUUUUCCGGCAAGAACUAACCAUUGAUGAAAGCAUAAAGGAGCAGUUUAGUUUGUAUUGGAAACGUUUUAAGAAAGCCCCUGCCGGUGCCAAGAAUCGACCCCACAAAAACAGGACGUGAUAGGACAACAUUCUCGCUACCAGUAUCUCCGCUGGCAUCAUUUUAUAUCACUCUUCUUCUUCUUCUUAUUAUUAUUAUUAUUCAUAUACACUCAACAGAUUAGACUACUGGAAAAGAAAAGGGCCCUAACAUAAGGCAACAGCAAGAAACCUUAGAUGCCAAGAACCCUUCUAAGUAUCCUAGCUGUCCCCAAUAACACUGUAUUAAGCAGCUGUACUAAUCUGGGUUUUAUCCCUAUUUCCUCUACCCAUUUGUUCAGAUCUUUAGGGAUAGUUCCCAAUGCACCUAUAACUACGGGGAUAUUAUUAUUAUUAUUAUUAGGGUUUAAGGGAAAGCAUCCUAAGGUAUUAGUACAGGCUCUCUGCGUUCUGAGUUCAUAAAUCUGCUACGGUCAGCCCCCCCUUUUUUUUUUUAGCUUUUCAUCCUUUCAAGGAAAGGGGCCAAUUUGAUCGCAGAUCUUUAGGGAUAGUUCCCAAUGCACCUAUAACUACUGGGAUAUCAUUAUUAUUAUUAUUAGGGUUUAAGGGAAGGCAUUGGAUAAAAGCAUCCUAAGGUAUUAGUACAGGCUCCCUACGUUCUGAGUUCAUAAAUCUGCUACGGUCAGCCCCUUUUUUUUUUUUAAGCUUUCAUCCUUUCAAGGACAGGGGCCAAUUUGAUCGCAGAUCUUUAGGGAUAGUUCCCAAUGCACCUAUAACUACUGGGAUAUUAUUAUUAGGGUUUAAUUGAAGGCAUUGGAUACAGGCUCUCUUCGUUCUGAAUUCAUAAAUCUGCUACGGUCAGCCCUUUUUUUCUUUUUGUUUUUUAGCUUUCCAUCCUUUCAAGGACAGGGGCCAAUAAUUAGAUCGUUCAACACUUCUCUGUAACAAAAAAAAAAAUAAAAG